This is a messenger RNA of Hyaloscypha bicolor E, 1050 nucleotides long. RefSeq names its product putative Demethylmenaquinone methyltransferase. Gene Ontology annotation, molecular function: methyltransferase activity. The transcript is spliced from 2 exons. The coding region runs from base 1 to 1050 and encodes 349 amino acids. NCBI's taxonomy places the organism in Eukaryota, Fungi, Ascomycota, Leotiomycetes, Helotiales, Hyaloscyphaceae. The record is from RefSeq and is a predicted model, not a curated record.
AUGCGGAACCGAGCUCCUGCUCGAACUCUUUUCCACCAGCCGCACAGCGACAAUGAUACAGUAAAUUCAACUCGAACACUUUGUGAUUCGGAUAUAGAGUAUCUCACAAUCUACGGAAGGCGAUACUGUGGGGAAUACUACAAGCCAAAUGACGAAGAAGAGCAAGACCGAGAAGGAAUGCUUCAUGAGAUCUUCAAGAAGAUCUUCGACAACCGCCUUACCUCAGUCCCUCUCCAUAACCCGACAAAGAUCCUAGACAUUGGAACGGGCACAGGAGAAUGGGCAAUGGACAUGGGGGAUGAAUUUCCAAAUGCGGAGGUAAUUGGUACAGAUAUCGCGAAAAUUCAGCCAGACGCGGCUCCCUCGAACGUCUUUUUCCAAAUUGACGAUGCCGAAGACGAAGAAUGGACCUGGGAAGACGAUUUCGAUCUUGUGCAUCUACGCAGUAUGCAGGGGGCUUUCAUGGAUUGGCAACGCAUAUACAAAGAGGCAUUCAAGGUUCUGAAAAAAGGGGGCUGGAUCGAAAUUCUCGACUUCGACAACCAUACUAGGCUAAUGAGUUAUCUUAGUGACGGCCCUGAUGCAGCGGCGUGGCUGGCUGCACUCAACGAGGCAUCCAGGCGAUCUGGCAGGCCAAGAGGUGACGCUCAUCUCAAUCCGGAAGUUCUCAGAAAAAUUGGAUUUGUGGAUGUGAGUGUUUCGGAAAGGACCAUACCGACGGGAGCCUGGCCUGAAAGCCCAGAAGACCAAAACACUGGGAAAUGGUUCUUGGUCACAAUGUUGAAUGGCAUAGAGGCGACUUCGCUUCGCCCUCUCACAGAACAUAUGGGUUGGGAAAUAGAAGAUGUUAGAAAAAUCGUUAGAUUUGUUGAGACCCGAAUGAAGGCUAUAGCCAUGGAUAAACAUAAGUCCAAAGGGAUGGGCUUUGUAAUCAAGACACUGGUGGGAAUGAAACCGAGCGACGAGGGUAUCCCUGAAGUUGAUGUGCCUGACGAGGAGAGCAUAAGAACCAUGAAAAAGUUCAAUGGGGAUAUCUCCUCCGGCAAGUAA